AUGUUCAAGAAGCCUUUGGGGAAUUUAAAGACUUCAGCACCCCUGCGUAACUCUGAUAGGCGCAAGCUGAAACAACGCAUUAUCCAAGCCUUUUCCCUCGAUCCAGAUGUCGGCGAGGAACUUGUCCCCGACGGUCUGAUGUCAGUCAAGUUCAAGACAUACAGUGACGAUCCAGGUGUGGUUUAUUUGGGACCUGGUGGAGACCCAUUGUGGUUUACGCUUGGGAUAGGCAGCGACGACAUGAUCCCGACUGUAUACACCCUGUGGAAGAAACCAGAUCUUCUCCCGUUUCUGUCUACACCAUCUGCGGUGAUUCCAGUACUGGUUGGUGGUUCAGAUCUCAUGAUUCCUGGAGUUGUUCAGUAUCCGCCAUCACUUCAAGCUGGGCAACUUGUCAGUAUUACGGAACAUAUUCACCAUUCAACGCGUAUUGGCCCUCCACUUGCUGUCGGGCACAUUGCAGUGGAUAGUGGCGUUCUAUCUGACGCUGGCGCAAAGGGAAAGGCUGUGUUUGUUCUGCAUGCUUGGAAUGACCAUUUAUUCGAUAUGGGACACAAGGAAAAUCCGCCGGAUCCUUGGGAGAUGAGCCAUACAGCUACGAAAGAUCAGCAGGUCAUACAAGACGAGGAUAUCAUAGAGAAUGAUGCAUCAAAAGAGCCAUUGGUUGAUACGCUGAGCUCUCGCCUGGAGGAGACGCAGUUGGAUGAUCCUGCUCCAAAAAUAGAACUGACGAAGGAAGGUGCGUUAAACUACAUUGAUCGUGUCUUCGAUCCCUCACCCCUGGCAGAUGUUUCGAAUAUUCUCCACGACGCACUUCUUCAGGCAAUAAAAACGACCCUAUUUAGCUCCCAGACCUCCGCGCUUCCCAUGUCUGCUAGCACAUUUUACUCGACUUACAUCCUACCCUCGCGACCUGCUCAAUCACCGUCUCAGCCACCCGCAUCUGCACCCAUUGAUAUCAAGCACUCAUCCCACAAGUCGCUUGCGUAUUUUCUCAAAUCAGCAGAGAAACAAGGCCUCUUAAAGCUUAAAGAGAUCAAAUCUGAGUUGAUGGUAUUUUCUGUAGCCACAUCACAUGCAGAUGUUGUUGCACACAGACCAUAUUUAUCUCUAAAAGAUGUGGCUCUCAGGAACGAGAAGCGUGGACAACGAGAAGAAGAGGAGCGGACGCGAGUCAAGGAGCUUGAAGUGACAGAGCUUUGGAAACCACAUCUUCAAUCGUUAAAAUUCUUUGCCGAGGCUGGAUUUGAUACAUCUGCCCGAUACACCUAUGCGGACAUCAAGACCGUACUUGAUAGGUACGUCACUGACCGACAAUUGGUGAACGCGCACGACCAAUCAUAUAUCAACGUUGGCGCGGACGAGCUUCUACGGACGACUAUCUGCCAGCCUGGCAAUUCAGCGGAUAUGGAGUUUUUCAAACGCGAUCAACUGAUUGAGCGCCUAUCAGACAAGAUGCAGAGUUGGUACAAGAUAUGCGCCGAGGGCAGGGACCCUGUGCUCAAGAAGGGGCAAAUCAAACCGAUAUCGGUGGUUGUUAAAGUCAGACAAGGUCGUAAGGCGACGACGCUAAUUACAGGCUUUGAGCCAUUUUUUUUGGAGGCGGUUACUCUUGCAGAGGAGCUGAAGACGAGAUGUGCCUCCUCAACUUCAAUUUCACCGGCCCCAGGGAAGUCGUCAGGCAUGGAAGUACUCGUACAAGGCAAACAGAUCAAGGAGGUAACAGAAUUCCUUACCUCGCAAGGUGUACCAAAGCGGUGGAUGCACACAGAGGGCGGGGGGAAGAAAUAG
Molecule: messenger RNA, 1791 nt
Organism: Suillus bovinus
Lineage: Eukaryota; Fungi; Basidiomycota; Agaricomycetes; Boletales; Suillaceae
Exons: 8
Coding region: 1-1791 (596 amino acids)
Biological process (GO): translational initiation; formation of translation preinitiation complex
Molecular function (GO): translation initiation factor activity
Source: RefSeq, a predicted model, not a curated record